AUGGACAGCGACAACAAAGCAACCCCUGUGUUUCUCUUCGCACAUGGCUCGACCAUGAUGCUGGGCGAGGAGUCGGAACCUGCAAAGAUAUGGGAGGAAGUAGGUAACGAAGCCUUACGACGAGGAGUUAAGCGUAUAGUCAUGAUGGGUGCUCACUGGGCGACACUUGGAGAUGAUGUUGAAGUCAGCAUGAACCCAGACCCAAAGAAGCUGCCCAUGGGUGGCGUUCGCGAUGAUCGGUAUCUACCCUACAAGUUGUUGCCCGAUAUUGAAGGAGGCCAGGAGGUUAUAGACAGACUAUGUGCCGCAGGUUUCAAGGCUCGAGCAGCGCCGAAGUUUGACUGGAUCCAUGACACUUUUCUUGUGAUCAUUCGCAUGUUUCCCCACUGCGUGCCUAUUCCAACUACCUUGGUCUCGAUGAAUGCUCGGUACGAUCCCCACUUUCAUGUUAAGAUGGGCACUGCGUUGCGCCCGAUGCGAUAUGAUGGUACGUUGAUCAUUGGAAGCGGGGGCUCUGUGCACAACCUUUAUCGGAACCAUUGGGAGCACAUGUUCCGCUUCGGAGAUAAUUUCGCGCAGCCAGUUCCUCCAGAUGACUGGGCAUUGCAGUUUCGUCAAGCUGUGGAGGACGCAAUUCUGCGUAAUAAGGGCCCGCAAUUGCGCCGUGCAUUAACUCGACUAAUGAAGCACCCACGUUUCAGAGAAGCUCAUGGGACUGAUGACCAUUGGAUGGCUUCUCUAUUCGUUGCUGGUGCCGCUGGAGGCGUCGAUGAGCGAGGAUCCAACGUUGUUAUGGGCGAGUGCUGGGAGCUCGUGAACAUGUGUAACACUCAAUAUCAGUUGGGUUCUUGGAACUAG
Molecule: messenger RNA, 858 nt
Organism: Penicillium samsonianum
Lineage: Eukaryota; Fungi; Ascomycota; Eurotiomycetes; Eurotiales; Aspergillaceae
Product: DODA-type extradiol aromatic ring-opening family dioxygenase
Exons: 3
Coding region: 1-858 (285 amino acids)
Molecular function (GO): zinc ion binding; oxidoreductase activity, acting on single donors with incorporation of molecular oxygen; ferrous iron binding
Source: RefSeq, a predicted model, not a curated record